UCAAAUGUUUAUAACCGUUUUUUUUAUUCUACAAUUUACAAUUUACCCUUAAGGUUUAGUGAUGACCCAAUGGUUGAUUAAGAAGAUUAAUUAGCAUCUUGUCUUUCCCUCUUCAAUCCUCUACUUCUCAUAAAACCGGAAGGUUAUUAUUGUUGUACUGACCAAAGGGUCAAAACUAAAGCGCCAUUAUCAUUAUGCUUUUACAUCUUUAUUAUUAUGGCUAUCGUUUUCAACUUUUUUUUGACAACUUUCCAUCUUAUAUUUCAUUCAAUCUGGAUAUCUGGUUCAAUCUUCAGCCAAACUGUGAGUCAGAUUCAUUGUGCUUUAUGAGCAAACUGACGCAAAAAAACUGUUUUAACUUAAAGUUAUUUUCAUUUUUGGCUAUUCAUCAACAACUACAGUUUGGAUCCAGGUUUUACAACCCUUCAGGCCAUUCUUAACGCUCAUGAUGAUGAUGAUUUUAACCAGUUUUGAAACCGUUAGAUGAAACAAGUUGAAAGUGAUCGUGUUUAAGGGUGAAAUAAAUUAGAGAUGAAAGUUAAUUUUUGCCAGGAAGAGAAAGUAACGUUUAAAUUCAUGAUACAUUUGCUGUUGGUAAUGUUGAUGUUGCUGAUGAUGCUGAUGAUGAUUAAAUAACUGUAGAUGCUUUUUCAUCAUCACAAAUGCUGACCGUGAUUAAGGUAAUACAUAAAAUGAAUGAUAUUAAAAAAGCAGGACGAUAUAAGAGGAAGUUGCGAGAUGCCAGUUGGCUUACAUACAUCGGAGGUUCAAAUGAAAUGUUUGCGUUUUUUUCCUCGAUUAUUUGGCUUUUCUGGUUAGCUGGUUGAUUUGAUCAAUUUACCACCAAGAACGGGUAAACUUAAAGAUAUUAGUAAAUUUGAUGCUGAAAUGUUCAACAUUGAUCCUUCCUUGGCUCAUGAUAUGGAUCCACAAAUGCGUCUCCUCCAUGAAGUUGUUUAUGAGGCUCUUUGGGAUGCAGGUCAUGAUCCUAAUGAUUUAAGAGGAUCUCGAACUGGUUUCUUCUUGGGCUCAUGUUAUGACGAUACAUUGGCUGGUUAUCGUGAAGAUGAUUCAAAGUUACGACCCUAUCACUCAUUUGCCUCAAGAAUAUCAUAUGCUUAUGACUGGAAAGGCCCAGUUGUCCUGGUUGAUACAGCUUGUGCUUCUUCAUUUUCAGCUUUUGUCGAAGGAUUAGCAUCACUUAAAUCAGGAGCCUGUGAUCGAUGUAUUAUUGGCGGAGUUGCUGUUCAACUUCGACCAGCUAUUGCCAAUGCUUUCGCUCAAUUGAAAAUGUUGUCACCUGAUGGAUCAUCAAAGUGUCUUGAUGCAUCUGCUGAUGGGUAUUGUCGAUCAGAAGCUGUUGUUGCUCUCUUAUUGGAAAGAGAAUCAAUGGCUAAACGAAUCUAUGGUAAAAUACUUAAUUGCCGAACAAAUUGUGAUGGGUAUAAACAAGAGGGAAUCACUUUUCCCGGUUUCGAGACUCAGUACAAUCUUUUGAAAGAGGUUUACGAUGAGCUUGAUAUCUCGCCAGAAGAUAUUGAUUAUGUUGAAGCACACAUUACUGGAACUCAAGCUGGUGAUCCCGUUGAAUCGGCAGCAAUUGUUGGCUCAUUGAGACCCAAUAACUCAACUAAACCGAUUAUGUUUGGUUGUCUUAAAUCAUCAAUUGGUCAUUCUGAGGGUGCUUCGGCUCUUUGUUCAUUGGCAAAGGUCAGUAAAAUAAUGCAAGCGGGUUGCAUUCCUCCCAAUCUCAAUUACAAAUCACCCAAUCCAAACAUCAAACCCUUGGUUGAUGGAAUAAUUAAACCAGUUACAACUGUAACACCGUUUAAAGAUGAAUAUAUUGCUGUUAAUUCGUUUGGUUUUGGUGGAGUUAAUGUCCAUGCUGUUAUACAAGCAAAUCCUAAAAAUGUUAACCAAGAAAGUUACCACUUAACUCACCCAAUUGAUCGUUUAAUUAAUUCAUCCAACCGUUCAAUUGAAGGACUUAACGCUUUAUUCAAUUUCUUUGAAACUAACCGAUCAGAAGUCAAUCGCGAAUUACUCCAGCUGAUCAACGAUACUGCUAAAAUUAGUCCAGAACAAGGUUUUAAGGCUCGUGGCUAUGUCAUUUUAUCAGCUGAUGGAAUGGUCAAAAGAGUUGUCAAAAGUUCUCCAGAGUCAAAACCUCUUUAUUUGGCUUUUGGUUCAACUUUUGUUACUGAAUUGACUAAAGAACUGAUUGAAUUUCCUACUAUGCAAGCAUCUUUGGAAGAUUCAGUUAAGCUGUUGAGACAAGAAGUUGGUUAUAAUUUGGAGUCUCUAUUGUCAACCAACAAUAACGAAGAUUCACUUGGCAGAUCACUUAAAUCACUUUCCAUUCAAUUAGCUUUUGUUGAUCUACUCAAAAGUCUUGAUAUAAAUGCUCAAGGAGUAUUUGGAAUUGAUUAUAUUGGUGAACUUGCUGCUGCUUAUGCAGACCAAAUAAUCAAUAAAAAACAAGCUUUAUUAUCAGCAUAUUGGUUAUCUAAUCCCUCAUCGUCAACUAACCAAAAAACAAACGAACUGUCAACAAUUUUAAGCCCCCAAUAUGUUGGUAAACCACAAAAAUUGAUGCAACCUAAUGGUUCAACCGAGAUUACAGCAAAUUAUCUGAUUGCCCGAUCAUCAGUUACUGUAACUAAUGACUCAAUUGCUAAUUUAUUGAGUAAGGUACCAGAAAAUGGUGCAAUUGUCACACCAAGUAAAUCAUUUGAAUUCCAAUUAUCUCCAAAUCAAAUGACAAUUCCAAUUACCAAAUCAGGCUCUCAAAAUUCAACCCACUCAAUAUUGGAAGCCUUAGGGGAAAUUUAUACAACUGGACAAUGGCCAAGGAUUGAUCGUCUUUAUCCUUCAGUUUCCUAUCCAGUCCCUCGGGAAACACCACAUAUUGGUCACCUUCUUCGAUGGGAUCAUUCAAAAUCAUGGAAAGUUUGUAAAUAUCCAGAGUAUUUUGAUUUUAUUCAAUCAAAUAACAAUUAUUCAAUUGAAGCAAUGUCACCUGAUUGGGCUUUCAUGGAAGGCCAUUGUAUUGAUGGAAGGAUAUUGGUUCCAGCUACAUGUUAUCUUUACCUUGCUUGGCAUUACCUUGGUCGUCUUCAUGGUAUUUGCGGUAUUCGAGUUCCUGUUGAAUUUAGAAAUGUUCGUUUUAUUCAAGCUACCCUGUUGCCCAAAAAUGCAUCUGUUACUUUUGGUGUACACAUCAACUUGCAGACAAAUGCUUUCCAAGUAACUGACAACGAUGUCAUUGUUGUUAGUGGAGAAAUUAAAAUUCCUUCUGAAGAAAUUCCUCUCUAUCAAAGCAUGAUGAGCUCAAUUGCCUCUAAAAUAGAUCCAGAGGGAAAUAUUACUUUGAAAACUAAAGACAUUUACAAAGAAUUACGCCUUCGUGGUUACGAUUAUGGACCAACUUUCCAGGGUUUGGUUGAAGCAUCUUCUGAUGGUUCUCAUGGUUUAGUUAAAUACCUUGAUCAUUGGGUUUCCUUUUCUGAUGCUCUUCUUCAAUGUGCCAUUCUUGCCAAAAGACAUCGCUACCUUUAUUUGCCAACUUUCAUUGAAUAUCUUCGUGUUGAUCCAACUAUCUUAUUUGAUUCAAUCGAGGAAGCUCGAUCUAAGACUGGCGAGCCAUGUCUUGAUGUUUACUUUGACCAUCAAGCUAAAUUGGGCAUUACUUCAGGAAUUAUUUUGAAAGGAGCAAAAGCGACUGCAGUUUCAAGGCGACCAAACAACCAAUCAGUUCUCCUUGAAUCGUACGAUUUUGCACCCUUCAAUCAAUCUAUUCCUGCUAACUUGAAAAUGGAGAAAAAAAUUGGUCAUUACAUUGAUCUUUGUUCAACUGUUUUAAAUCAAUUAAACAAACCAUCUGAUGGUUCUUUCGAUGAUGCACCAGUUAAAAGAUAUCUUGAAACAUCUAAAGAUGAAGCUUCUCUUUUAAGAAGUCUUUAUGAAGCAUAUCAGUCUGAUGAAGAUCAAACUUCAGUUAGCAAAUUGUCUAAAUCUUUAGAUGCUAAUCGUGAACCAUUAUCUAGUGAUUUGUUGGUCUCACAAUCAACUUUAAAUGAAUUAAUUCAAGAUCAAGUUGGUUUGGUUGUUGAAAAUUUAACCUCAAAGAGUAUAAUCAUAACUGAAAUCAAUGAGACUUUUGCCCUUCUCGCUGAAUCAAUUUCUGAUUCUAUAUCUACAUUAGGAAUUCGUUCCAAAGUUAAUCUAGUUCACCCUGAGCCCGAAUCCUCAACUAUCUCCUCAUCACGAGCACGAAUCAUCAAAGGCUCAUUAAGCUCAGAGCAAUUACCAUCAGUUGAUACUUGUGAUUUGAUUAUUUAUAAAGAUGCCAGAGUUAGACCUUUGGUUGAGAAAGUCAAUUCCACUGAAUCCCUUCCAAUUAACAAAGUAAUAUCUUUCUGUUCAGAAAAUCUUCGACAGGGUGGAUUUGCAUUACUAUGUUUCCGUCUUAAUAAUUAUACAAUUGAAAAUGAAAUUUGCUCAUUCCUUGGCUUACCUCAAGUUAAUUUAUUUGUUGAUCAAAUAACAGAAGACAUGGCUACUUCGGCUGGUUUACAAGUCAUUUCAAAUAUUUACGGCUCUUCAGGACAAUUACAAUCCAUCUUACUUCGAAAAUUGCCAAAAGUAGCAAACUAUGAAACUUUGACCGUUUCAAAUAAUGACUUUAAGUGGGUUGAAACUUUGAAAACAAUGCUUCUCAGUGAAAUUGAGAAAAAGGUUUGGCUGGUUGCAGAUACUAAUGAGCCCAUUAACGGUAUCCUUGGUAUGGUUAAUUGUUUACGGCGAGAACCUCGAGGAGAUCAAAUAAGAUGUUUAUACAACAUAAGACAAUCAGAGGAAGACAACUCUUCACACUUAUCAGCUGAAGAAAUCUUAUCAAAACGUUUAAUUGAAACCGAUUUGGUUAUCAAUGUUAUUUACAAUGGUGAACUUGGAUCUUAUCGUCACCAUAUCAUCGAUCCAAGUGAAGAUCCAAUGACACAAGCAAAACACAUCUAUUUAGAUGUUAAAACUAAAGGUGAUUUGUCAUCCCUACGAUGGCAUCAAUCCAUUCAUGACAUUUGGAAGUCAGUACCUCCUCAUUUGGCCUCAAGAGGAACAGAUAUAGUUCAUAUCUAUUACUCAGCUCUUAACUUCAAAGAUAUCAUGGUUGCUACUGGACGUAUCCCUAUGGAUGCUUAUCCAGAAGAUUGUUUACAAGAUUGUAUUAUAGGAAUGGAAUACUCAGGUAUAUGUGAUAAAUCGGGUAAAAGAGUUGCUGGUAUGUGUAAUGCCAUGGGUACAGCAAGUUCAGUAUUAGCAAAUGAAAAGGAAACAUUUUCAUUUAACGUCCCUGACUCAUGGACCUUAGAACAGGCAGCCACUGUUCCAGUUGUAUAUACAACUGUUUAUUAUGCACUCUUUAUUCGAGGUAACCUUCGACCCGGUGAAAAAGUUUUGAUUCAUGCUGGAACUGGUGGAGUAGGUCAAGCAGCCAUCUCUGUCUGUUUAGCUCGUGGUUGUGAAGUUUUCACUACUGUUGGUACUCAAGCUAAACGAGAUUUCAUCAAGAAUCUGUUCCCACAAUUAGAUGAUGCACAUAUUGGUGAUUCUCGAUCAACAUCUUUUGAAGAAUUGAUCAUGAAGGAAACCAAUGGAACUGGUGUUGACAUUGUACUUAAUUCACUAUCUGAAGAUAAAUUUAAAGCUUCUGUCAGGUGUUUGGCUGAGUUUGGACGAUUCCUUGAGAUUGGAAAAUACGAUAUUAUCCAGAACAAUCCAUUAGAGGAAACCGUAUUGGAAGGUAACAGAACCUACAAUGGAGUCUGUGUUGCUCAUUUACAGCAAGAUAUUUUUGGAUAUAAAACCCAAUCAGGAAUAGCAAUGAAUGAAACAUUAGAUUAUAUGAUUCAGAGAGGUAUUGAAACUGGUGAAGUGAUUCCAUUAACAACAGUUGUUUUCCCAAUGGACCAAGCUGAAGAAGCUUUCCGUUUUAUGGCUAAUGGUAAACACAUGGGCAAAGUUUUGAUUAAAAUGAGAGAAGAAUCAGAAGAUGCUCGUACAUCAACUCGAUUAUACCCUUGUAUUGCUCGAACCUAUUUCCAACCAGACAAGUCAUACAUAAUUACAGGUGGUCUUGGAGGAGUUGGUUUAGAGUUAGCCAUUUGGAUGGUUGACAGAGGAGCAAUGAAUCUAGUACUAACAUCCCGUUCAGGUCCCAAGGAACCUUAUCAACAUUUUGUUCUUGAAAAACUUCGAUCUGAUAAAAACAGACGAAUCGUUGUUUCAACCAACAAUGGUUUAACUUAUGCAUCAGCUGCAGCAUUGAUUGAAGAGGCUUCUGAUUUAGCUCCAGUUGGUGGUAUUUUCCAUCUUGCUAUGGUCCUUGGUGAUGCCAUCUUUGAAAAUCAAUCAGAGGAAACCUUUGAAAAAGUCUGUGGACCCAAAAUAAAAGCAACACGUUAUUUAGAUUCACUUUCACGAGCAACCUGUCCACAUUUGGAUUAUUUUGUUUGCUUCUCAUCAGUUGCCGCAGGUAAAGGUAAUCCUGGUCAAACUAAUUAUGGUUUUGGUAAUUCGUUUAUGGAGCGUAUUUGUGAGGAUCGAAGAGCAUCUGGUUUCCCUGGAUUAGCUGUUCAAUGGGGAGCCAUUGGUGAUGUUGGUGUAGUUGCUGAAAACUUUGGUGGUAAUCAAGUUGUUCUUGGUGGAACAGUUCCUCAACGUAUUCCUUCUUGCCUUGAAGUUUUAGACAAAUUCAUGCAAUCAAAACACAAGGUAACUUCAUCAAUAGUCUUGGCUGAUGCUAAGAAGGUGACUGGCGCAUCUAAAGAGAAUUUAUUCAGAACAGUUUGUCACAUUAUUGGGGUUAAAGAUCCCGGUUCAUUGGAUCCAAAUGUAACCCUUUCUGAACUUGGUUUAGAUUCAUUGAUGGCUGUUGAAAUUAAACAAGGUCUAGAGCGUGAUUAUGAUACUAUUUUGUCUACUCAAGAAAUUCGUAAUCUCAAAGUAAAAGAAAUUCAAGAUUUGGAAGAAAGAAUCUCUAAAAUUAAGGUUUCUACAAAGGAAUCAGGAGACAAAUCUACAGGAGAAGCACCACUUUUUAACCUUAAGCCUCCUGAAUCACUAUUUUACAAUAUUGUUGAAUGUACUGGAGUACCAAUCUUUGUUUUCCCUCCAAUUGAAGGUGAUUUUAACCUUUUAGUACCAAUCUUAAAUGAACUUGAUCGACCGGUUCUUGGUAUUAAUUGGACCCGUGAUUUGGAUCAAUUUGAAACUUUAGAGCAAAUUGGGGCUUAUUAUUCAGCAAAGAUUAGAGAGAAAGCUCCAAAUCAAAUGGGCUUUGAUUUCAUUGGUUACUCUUUUGGUGGUUUGGUUGCCUUUGAAGUUGCAAUUCAACUACAACAAAUUAUGGGUAAAGAAUGUAUUCGUCAACUGAUUCUUCUAGAUUCAGCUCCUGAUUUCUUGAAGGCUGCAUGUUCCGAAUUGGUUAAACGAAAUCAAAUUGUCUCCGAAGAUGAGGCUCAUCUUGAUAUGUUAAUUUCUUUUGUCUCCUCGAUGUUUGCUUUUGAAAAUGUCCAAUCUUUCAGAGCCACUUUACUUAAUCUUCCAUCACGUGAAGAACGAACAAAGAAAAUUAAUGAUCUUAUCGAAAGUAAAACAGGAAUUACAAUUGAUCCAAGUUUACUUACUUAUGCAGCUAAUCAGUAUUUCAGGAAAAUGAAAAUGAUGUAUUACUAUAAAACUAAGAGGAAGCUUGCUGGUAACGUUACAGUCUAUAAAGCAACUGAUGGUUAUGGUAAAGCAUUUAAAGAAGCUAAUGAUCAAGAACUCGGAUUAUCGGAGAUUGUUGAAGGAGUCGUAACUAUUCAUCAUUUCUCUGGAGAUCAUAAAAGUUUCCUUACUGAACAUAGAAUAGAGAUUUUUGCUAAAAUCCAAGACGCUCUGCAUAUUGUCGUGGCUUGAUUACAAAAGAAAUGACCAACAAUUGUUUCAUAUUUCAUGUUAUUAGUUAUCAUAAAAAAUCAAAUCAUUAUUUUCUAUUCAAAUCAUUCUGUUGACUUUUUUCAAAAUUGUAUUGUUAAGAUUUCCUCAAUUUUUCAUGUCAUUAAAAUAUUAAUAAUCUAAUUAAGAUUAAAAUUGACCAUGAGUAUCGAAAAUUCAAUUUAAAUACCGUUGAUAACUGAUCAAUAUAGAAGUUUUUAUAGCUAGAAACGAGAGCCUCAAGGCUUCAUGAAAAGGUCUCUCACUUUAUUUGGUUACAUAAGUCGCGUUUUAGCAUGUCUUGAGAGAGUUUGAAUUUUCUUUAUCAAUAAACAAAAGUGUGUGAAAUUAGUAAAUCCUUAGACAUUCUUAACUAUAUAAAUCAUCGUCA
Molecule: messenger RNA, 8371 nt
Organism: Tetranychus urticae (two-spotted spider mite)
Lineage: Eukaryota; Metazoa; Arthropoda; Arachnida; Trombidiformes; Tetranychidae
Product: fatty acid synthase
Biological process (GO): fatty acid biosynthetic process
Molecular function (GO): phosphopantetheine binding; fatty acid synthase activity; 3-oxoacyl-[acyl-carrier-protein] synthase activity
Source: RefSeq, a predicted model, not a curated record